Molecule: messenger RNA, 2592 nt
Organism: Eruca vesicaria subsp. sativa (arugula)
Lineage: Eukaryota; Viridiplantae; Streptophyta; Magnoliopsida; Brassicales; Brassicaceae
Source: the annotation of a GenBank genome assembly
GCAAUUCACUCUCCUUCUCAUACAUCUUCCCACUCAGAUUAAAUCUUACUGAUCUUACUAGCUAAGAUGUCUUGGGAUGACGGAAAGCACGCCAAGGUGAACAAAGUGCAGCUUACUUUCGAUGACGUCAUCAGAUCCAUCGAGGUGGAAUACGAGGGAACCAACCUAAAGUCCCAGCGUCGUGGCACUGUCGGCACCAAAUCAGACGGAUUCACACUGAGCACGGACGAGUACAUAACGAACGUGUCUGGUUACUACAAAACCACUUUUUCGGGGGACCUUAUAACGGCGUUAACGUUUAAGACGAACAAGAAGACAUAUGGGCCUUACGGAAACAAAACUCAGAACUACUUUUCAGCUGACGCGCCCAGCGAUAACCAAAUUGCUGGAUUUUUAGGAACCAGCGGCAAUGCUCUCAGCUCCAUCGACGUUCACUUUGCUCCCAUUCCUACCCCUGGAAGCAUCAAACCAAAACCUGUUGAUCCUCCUAGCGGUUCUGGAACCGACUCCGGCAAAGACGGUUCAAAACCUGAAGGCUCUGGAACCGACUCCGGCAAAGACGGUUCAAAACCUGAAGGCUCUGGAACCGACUCCGGCAAAGACGGUUCUAAACCUGAAGGCUCUGGAACCGACCCCGGCAAAGACGGUUCUAAACCUGAAGGCUCUGGAACCGACUCCGGCAAAGACAGUUCUAAAUCUGACGGCCCCGGGAAGAAGGGGCCGCUUGGUGGUGAUAAGGGAAAUGUAUUCGAUGAUGUUGGUUUCGAAGGUGUGAAGAAAAUUACCGUGGGAGCAGAUGACUUAAGCAUAACCUAUAUCAAGAUCGAAUACAUAAAAGAUGGGAAAGUUGUUGUCCGUGAGCAUGGCACAGUUCGUGGGGAACUAAAAGAGUUUUCUGUGGACUACCCAAACGAUACUAUCACGGCCGUUGGCGGAAGCUUCAAAAAUGUUUUCACCUAUGAUACAACCCUCAUCACAUCACUUUACUUCACAACCUCAAAGGGUAUUACCUCUCCAUUAUUUGGCGAGAAGAAGAAGAAUGCAACAGAGUUCGAGUUCAAAGGUGAAAAUGGAGGCAAGCUUAUUGGGUUACAUGGACGUGGUGGUAACGCUAUUGAUGCCAUUGGAGCUUACUUCGACACCACCGGUUCAAAAGGGGGUAAGGUUGACGAGGGUCCAAAAACUGAUGUCUCCGGGAAGAAGGGGCCGCUUGGUGGUGACAAGGGAGAAGAAUUCAACGAUGUUGGUUUCGAAGGUGUGAAGAAAAUUACCGUGGGAGCAGAUGACUUAAGCAUAACCUAUAUCAAGAUCGAAUACUUAAAGGACGGAAAAAUUGUCAUCCGUGAGCAUGGCACAGUUCGUGGAGAACUAAAAGAGUUUUCAGUGGACUAUCCAAACGAUAGUAUCACGGAAGUUGGUGGAAGCUACAAAAAUGUUUUCACAUAUGAUACAACUCUCAUCACAUCUCUAUACUUCACAACCUCAAAGGGUAUUACCUCUCCCUUAUUCGGUGAGAAGAAGAAGAAUGCAAAAGAUUUCGAGUUCAAAGAUGAAAAUGGAGGCCAGCUUAUCGGAUUCCAUGGACGUGGUGGGAAUGCUAUCGAUGCCAUCGGAGCUUACUUCGAUACUGGUUCGAAACAUGGUGGCCGUGAUGACAGUGGAAGUGGAUCCAACAGCGGUUCUAGUACUCAAAAACUUGACGCACAAGGAGGCAAGGGAGGCAACCCAUGGGACGACGGUAGUGAUCACGACGGUGUGACAAAAAUAUAUGUUACAGUUGGUCGAGGAAUCGAGCAAGUCAGGUUUGAUUAUGUCAAGAACGGGCAGACAAAGGAAGGACCUGCUCAUGGUGUGGAAGGAGCUAGAUCUUUCACUGAAACGUUUGAGAUAAGUCAUCCCAACGAGUACCUCCUUACCGUGAAGGGUUGGUCUGAUUCAACCAACAAGAUUGAUGGAAUUCAGUUCACAACCAACACAAAGACUUCACAGUAUUACGGGUCUCAAAAAUCUCCUGGAGAUGAAGGUAUAGAUAUUUCACUUGAAGUGAAAGACAAGAAGAUUGUCGGCUUUCAUGGCUUCGCAGACACUCAGCUCAACUCUCUUGGAGCUUACUUCGCUCCAAUCGCCUCAACUCCAUUGAAACCUAGCAAGAAGCUAAAAGCAGUAGGUGGUGAUGAAGGAGCUUCAUGGGAUGAUGGUGCUUUCGACGGGGUUAAGAAAAUACAAGUAGGGCAAAAUGUUGAUGGUGUAUCUUUCGUGGCGGUCGAGUACGAGAAUGGCUCCCAGAAAGUUCUUGGCGAUGGUCAUGGCAAAAAAUCAGCACUUGGAGUUGAAACGUUUGAGCUUGCGGAUGGUGAGUACAUUACGUCUGUGGGUGUCUACUAUGAUAAAGUUCAUGCAGAGGGACGCGGUGUGACAUUAGUGUCGUCUUUGAUAUUCAAGACUAACAAGCAAGAAUCUCAACCAUUUGGAAUGACUGGGGGAGAAUUUGUUGAACUCAAGGAAGAAGGUAACAAAAUCGUUGGGUUCCAUGGAAAAGCUAGCGAUUGGAUUCAUCAAAUUGGAGUCUAUGUUGCACCAGUCACCAAAUGA